Molecule: messenger RNA, 1724 nt
Organism: Haplochromis burtoni (Burton's mouthbrooder)
Lineage: Eukaryota; Metazoa; Chordata; Actinopteri; Cichliformes; Cichlidae
Gene: ubr7
Product: ubiquitin protein ligase E3 component n-recognin 7
Exons: 13
Coding region: 428-1549 (373 amino acids)
Cellular component (GO): cytoplasm
Molecular function (GO): ubiquitin protein ligase activity; zinc ion binding
Source: RefSeq, a predicted model, not a curated record
CUGUUUACUAAUUUUAUUUGUGUUUUUGUUCCGGUGACGUCUCGCCUCACUGAAUACGAUAAAUACGAUCUGAAGAAGUGAACCGGAAGUUGUCAUUGGUUAAUGGUAGCUAGCAGCUCGAUGACACACAUCAGAACAUCGGACUUGAUUAUUUAUUCGUGGUGCUUCAUCGACUAGUUCACAGUCAAGCGGAGCAAUCUGACCCUAGAUCGGCAACCACGGUACUUGGAUUGUUUUGCCACGAGUUCCCGGCAUGCAAUGCGCGAAAGUCACGUGGUCUGUCAGUCUCUAUAAGUGCUACCUCCGAAGGAUGUGGCCCCUGAAUUUGGACACAAAUACCGGAAUUUGGACAUACGAUACCGAUUGGAUAUAAAAUAUUCUAGGAUUUUCUACUGUCACAGCUCCAGCUGAUCAGGAACAGAGGAGGAUGUGUGAGGAACAGACGGUGUCUCUGGUUGAUGUUCUGGAGGAAGACGAGGAGCUAGAGGAAGAAGCUUCAGCUGUGCUGGCAGGAAGUGACUCUGACCACUGCUCCUAUCCUCAGGGCUAUGUGAAGCGGCAGGCUCUGUAUGCCUGUAACACCUGCACGCCAAAGGGCAGCGAGGCGGCCGGCAUCUGUUUGGCGUGCUCCUACAAAUGUCAUGAAGGCCAUGACCUCUUUGAACUGUACACUAAGAGGAACUUCCGCUGUGACUGUGGAAACGGGAAGUUCUCGGAGCUGCAGUGUAAACUCCAUCCGGACAAAGAUGAGGUAAACAGUCUGAAUAAAUACAGUCAGAAUUUCUUUGGAGUUUACUGCACCUGCGGCCGACCGUACCCAGACCCAGAGGAUCAGGUGGAGGAUGAGAUGAUUCAGUGUGUGGUGUGUGAGGACUGGCUGCACGGCCGGCACCUGGGCUGUGUGGUUCCAGACUGCGUGGAGCUUCAGGAGAUGAUCUGCGAGUCCUGUAUGAAAACACACUCGUUUCUCUGGACCUACGCUUCGCACCUAGCAGUACCGGGUGGAGCAGCGGAGGUGAAGGAGGAAACGGCAAAAAAGCCCACCAUUCCCAUCAAAGAAGAAGAGGUUGAUGAUGCCAUUGAGCCUAGCUGCAAGCGGAGCCGUGAGGAAGUGGAGCCGAGGUGCAGACUGAAGGAGCUGCAGGUAAUUGGUCAGAAAAGAGUCCAAUCAGGAGCUGUGUUCUGGCCUUCACCGUGGCGUUCCAAACUCUGCUCCUGCAGAAUGUGCCAGCUGCGCCUGCUUGAAGCUGGUCUGUCCUUCCUGUUGGACGAGUCAGACACAGUCCUCGCCUACGAAAACAAAGGAAAGAACAGUGAGCAGAGACGACAGGAAGACGACCCUCUGAUGUCAGCGCUCGACAACCUGAACCACGUGCAGCAGCUCGAGAUCAUCCAUGGAUACAAUGACAUGAAAACUGAGCUGAAGGACUUCCUGCAGAGAUUUGCAGCUGAAGGAAAAGUUGUGACAUCUGAUGACAUUCGUCAGUUCUUCGAGCAGCAGAGUCGUAAAAGACGCAGAGUUGAUGCCGGAGAGUUCUACUGCACCUGAUCCCCUCUGACCUCGCCUCCAUCUGCUGAUCUUUCAUCCCUGAUUAAAUGGAACCUGUUGUGUGUUUCCUGUUUUAACUUUUCUAUAAAAUCUGUCUGACAUGUUGAACAACCUCUUUGUUUCUCAGUAUUGUUUCCUUUUUAAACAAUCUAAUAAAACAAUCUGAAAAUGGCAA